Archocentrus centrarchus (flier cichlid) is the source of this 1811-nucleotide messenger RNA. RefSeq names its product motor neuron and pancreas homeobox 2b (gene mnx2b). The record is from RefSeq and is a predicted model, not a curated record. Bases 394 to 1404 code for a protein of 336 amino acids. The transcript is spliced from 3 exons. NCBI's taxonomy places the organism in Eukaryota, Metazoa, Chordata, Actinopteri, Cichliformes, Cichlidae. Gene Ontology annotation, cellular component: nucleus. Gene Ontology annotation, molecular function: DNA-binding transcription factor activity, RNA polymerase II-specific; sequence-specific double-stranded DNA binding. Gene Ontology annotation, biological process: neuron projection morphogenesis; central nervous system development; spinal cord motor neuron cell fate specification.
CAGAGCAGCUCAACCUCCAGCCAAUCCCAGCUGGCAGCGGCCUUCAGGGGUGGAGAAGGACGGCGGAUGUAGAGAGAAGCAUACCUCUGUGGGCUACUUUUGUAAGAGACUCGGUGAUGCAGACUGACAUAUAGACAUAAUUUAAAGAAACCAAUGCACGCACGCACAUGUAGAUGUCAGUCGUUUAGGGUGGCGUAAAGUCAAAACAGGUCAAACGAGAAGAAAAUGCUGUUUUGUUUUUGUUUUUUAAUGAAGUAAAGAUAAGGAGAGCAUAUGAUUUUGUGAUUGAAGAGGCUCCGCUUUUUGCGCGCCGACGCACGCACAGGUGUGCACCUGCAAAACGUUUUUUUUUUUCUGUUUUAAGACUCUUCACUCUCUCCUGCUGAAGCCACCAUGGAGAAAUCGAAAAACUUUAGAAUUGACGCCCUUCUCGCCGAUGACACCAAUCGGGGUGUUCGAGAUCUCUCGCCCGGUCUGAGCAGCGACAGCCCAGCGGGCAGCCCGGUCUCCUGCCGCCGCGCGGAUACUCCUCCUCCGCGCGCCGCGCAACUUCAGACCGGAAUAAUCCCCAAGCAGAGUAUACUAAAUCUCCCUCAUCCAGGACUUGCAUCGCUGCCUCAGGGAGCGAUUCCCGGCAUGUAUCCUGCACCCAUGUACCCAUUAUCGGCGUUGGGUGGACAGCACCCCACGUUCGCAUACACCGGUUUCACGCAGCUAUCGCAGACCUACCCAGAACAUCUGAAGGCGGCUGCCAUGGCUGGAUCUCUGCCCCUAGAGCACUGGAUCCGCGCUGGGAUCAUGAUGCCACGACUGCCAGACUACAGCUCAGGCCCUCAGUCAGGCCUGUUGGGGAAAUGCAGGAGGCCCCGCACUGCCUUCACCAGCCAGCAGCUCCUGGAGCUGGAGAACCAGUUCAAGCUUAACAAAUACCUGUCCAGGCCCAAACGCUUCGAAGUGGCCACGUCGCUCAUGCUGACUGAAACACAGGUCAAGAUCUGGUUCCAAAAUCGGAGGAUGAAGUGGAAGCGCAGCCGGAAGGCAAAGGAGCAGGCCACUGCCUCCACCCAGUCUGAGACAGAGAGACUACGCGGCUCAGGAAAGACAGGCUCCAACAAAUCUGAUGAGAGCAGACGGGCUGUGAACCCUGACGACCGAAGGCUGGAUCUUGAGCUGGAGGAUGGGGAAGAGGAAGAAGAGGGAGAAGAAGAGGAGGAAGAAGAAGUGGAGGCUCACCAGCGGGGUUUUCCUCUUUCUGUGGGUAACAGAGUUGGAAUGCCACAAACCACGGACUUAUUGCAGCGUAGUAAUGAAGUUGGCUACAGUUCCCACAGCCCUUUCUCUGAUGACGAGCUGGACGGGAUGCAAGUAGGUGGAAGUGACAGGAAAACUGGGGCAGGACUGUGAAAACACACCCAAAAAAAAAAAAAAAAAAAACACAUGAAUACCUGAGUGUUACAAACAUGACACCAGGAAACGUGUGUGUUUGUGAGCGAGUACAAUUCUAAAGAUCUUUGCCUCGUAUGCUCUGAGAAAGUUUUUCCAAUCAGGACCUUUGUCGGGAUCAUUCUCACACGCAAACAAAUGUUGAUGUGAUUAUGACACAUGUAUACUAUUGAAACUAUUUGUGAAUAAAAUCAUCACUAUGUAAUCUACAUUGCUGCAGCAUGCUGAAAAAAAAAAGUUCAUUUCCUCCCUUAAUUUUGCUGUUGUCACCUGCCAGGCAUCCUCUGUGGCAGCCUUGUGUUUCCUCCACCCACUGGCAGCAAGUUUUAAAGAACCAGCAAACGCUCCAAAACAUCUACUGUUCCAGA